Kwoniella mangroviensis CBS 8507 is the source of this 285-nucleotide messenger RNA. RefSeq lists its product as uncharacterized. The transcript has 3 exons. Lineage: Eukaryota; Fungi; Basidiomycota; Tremellomycetes; Tremellales; Cryptococcaceae. The coding region runs from base 1 to 285 and encodes 94 amino acids. The record is from RefSeq and is a predicted model, not a curated record.
AUGUCCUCACAAGGCGCUUCGAGUACAUCAUUGUCCAAAGCGUGCGAUAGAUGUAAAUCCUAUAACGAAGCUGAUGAAUGCGUAUUUCUAAAAGGCUCGACCAUCUGCAAUAGCUGUAAAGAUUGCGGUGCGAAUUGUACGGGAAGCUCCAACAAUCCUUCACAGGCUCAAGCCUCUAGGGCAGCAACACUUGCGUCCCUCUCUGCUACUCACCAGGCAGCAUGGGCACAAGCUAGUCGAACGACCUCAUGGGAAGAUUGGUGGGCUAAGAACAAAACUUCUUAA